This is a messenger RNA of Penicilliopsis zonata CBS 506.65, 1524 nucleotides long. RefSeq lists its product as hypothetical. Bases 1 to 1524 code for a protein of 507 amino acids. The transcript is spliced from 6 exons. Gene Ontology annotation, biological process: carbohydrate transport; transmembrane transport. The record is from RefSeq and is a predicted model, not a curated record. Gene Ontology annotation, molecular function: carbohydrate:proton symporter activity. Gene Ontology annotation, cellular component: membrane. NCBI's taxonomy places the organism in Eukaryota, Fungi, Ascomycota, Eurotiomycetes, Eurotiales, Aspergillaceae.
AUGGCCCGGAUCGUCUUGAUCUGUAUCUUUGUCAUGUGCGGGUCGUUGCUGUACGGCAUUGACUCUGGUGAAAUCGGAGGCUUCAUGUCGAUGACCAGCUUCCUCAAGGAUUUCGGAUACUGGGACACGAAAACGGACGCGUACAACAUCGCCACUCCGGUCCAGCUGGCUAUCAACCUCCUCAUGCUGGUCGGCUCCGUGCUGGCCUGCUUCGUCGCUGGACCUAUCGGUACUCGUUAUGGCCGACGCGUUGGUCUCCUGUGCUGUGGUCUCUGUGGACUGGUCGGGCCUAUUCUCCAGGCCUGUUCGACUCACAUCGGGACCAUGUACGUCGGUCGUAUCAUUAGCGGAGCCGGCAUCGGUUUCGCUUCGAACUUCGUCCCCGUCUACCAGGCCGAAGUCUCUCCGACCCAUCUGCGCGGUAUGCUUGUCGGUCUGUACCAGGCAGGCAUCAACAUCGGCCAGUUCGCCGGUGCGUGUAUCAUGGAGGGAACAUACACCAUGUCCUCGGACUGGGCCUGGCGUAUCCCCCUGAUCACCCAGAUGGUGUUCCCCGUUAUCGUCGCGCUGCUCGUCUUCCUCCUCCCCGAGACGCCGCGCUGGCUGCUCUCCGUCGAUCGUCGUGAGAAGGCCGCCAGAUCCAUCCGUCGCCUGCGCGGCAAGAAGUAUGCCGAGGGCCAGAUCGUGGAGGAGAUUGACAACAUCUCGCAGCACCUCGCGGCUGAGCGGGCUGCCGAUGAGACCAGCUCGUACUGGGAUAUCUUCAAGGGGACCGAUCUGCGUCGCACCCAUAUCGCUUGCGGUCUCAUGCUGUUCCAGGUCUGGACCGGUAUCUCCUUCAUCACGACCUAUGGAACAUACUUCUAUACCACGUCUGGCAUCACGGACUCCUUCCUCGUGACCGUCAUCACGCAAGCCUGCCAGCUCGCAGGAAUCCUCGUCAUGUUCCCCAGCGUACACUAUCUCGGCCGACGCACGAUGCUCCUCUGGGGCGGCGCCGUCCAGACCAUCAGUAUCUUCCUGGUGGCGAUCAUCGGCACCGCUUUGCCCAACAGCGUCGCCGCCGGACGCUGUCUCGUCGCCUUCUGCUGUCUGUAUGGGUUCGCCUUCUCGUGGGCUUGGGGUCCUGUCGCCUGGGUCGUCACUUCGGAGAUCUCUUCCAAUGCCCUCCGGUCCAAGACGCAGAGUGUUGCCACCACCACCAACUGGAUGAGCACCCUUAUUAUUCAGAUCAUCCUGCCGUAUCUCAUCAACACCAGUGCGGCAGAUCUCGGAGCAAAGGUCGGCUUCAUUUUCGGCUCAACCUGUCUGAUUGGCUUGAUCUGGGCCUUCAUCAUGGUCCCAGAGACCAAGGGACGAUCCCUGGAAGAACUGGACGAAAUGUUCGCGAAUGGUGUUUCCAUCAAAGAUUUCCCCACGUACGUCUGCCAGGGUGUGCAGCCGGAUAUGGCGAAGACGGAGGUGGAUGUCGAUCAAAUCGAGCAUGUUGGGGAAGAGAAGGAGGCCAUCGUUCCCCAUGUAUAA